Messenger RNA from Aspergillus melleus, 267 nucleotides. RefSeq lists its product as uncharacterized. NCBI's taxonomy places the organism in Eukaryota, Fungi, Ascomycota, Eurotiomycetes, Eurotiales, Aspergillaceae. The record is from RefSeq and is a predicted model, not a curated record. The transcript has a single exon. Bases 1 to 267 code for a protein of 88 amino acids.
AUGACAUCCGGAAUAUAUCAACGAUCGCCAUAUCCCUUGGCCGGAUCUCAAAGGUCCAAAGCGCGGCCACUCUUCUAUGAGAACGAGAACGAGAGCGAGGACGAGGACGAAGAUGACGAUGAAGUCUCCAUUGCCGACCCCAAUGCCAUUGCCCGUAGAAGUCGAGAGCAAAAGGUCCUUGUCCUGCAGUGGACGUACAUGGUCCUCGGCUCAUUUCUGGCGCUGGGCAUUUGGGCGAUCAUUCGAACUCUAUCUGGUCGCCGAUAA